UCCCCUAAAAUUCGAAUUCCCCUCCCGACGCCAUUUCCACUAUCCACCAAAAUCACGAGAGGACUUUAUCCAUUUUUGCGCCGAAAUGCUGUUUGUUGUUUGCGAUUAUUGUACCCAUUUCAUCUUCUUCAAUCUUCCAUCUGUUUUUCUGUUCUAAUUUCCACCCAAAUGCAAAUUUCUCUCGGUUCGUUUCGUCUUCCAUGAAUUUCCCUUCGUUUUCUGUUGAAUUCCCCCCCAAUCGAGGCAUUUUAACCUUUCCCCUGUUUGUAUUCUCUGUAUUUUUUAGGAACCAUUUAGUUUUUCGUUUUGCCUCAUGGAACAAAGAGUUGUUGUAUUGAGCCCUAAUGCGAUUACUACGCAUUUCGCGCCGUUGUUUGUUAAUAGGCGAUGCCGAGAAGAAGCUUGGAGAUGAAUUUGGUGAUUUUUCUUUACUUUUUUAGGGUCUUUUAAAAGGUGCUCUGUACUUUCUAGGAUCUAUUGCCAAUCUCAGGAUUCUUUUCUUUGAUGAUCUUUUGUGAUUAGGGAUCAAUCUCUCGGACUUUUUCUAAACGUAAUUGCAGAGUUAAGUUUGUGGGUUGCAACAGCAUUUGUGCUUGGAUUAAUCUUUGCUGGACAUGUCGUUGAAGUUGCACCAUAUUGAUCUAAAGGGUGGUUCAGGUACCCAGAAAAGGCUGAAUGAUAUCUCAGCUCAGUCCACAAAUAAGUACUGUGCAGAUUGUGGAUCUCCAGACCCAAAAUGGGUAUCGUUGAGUUUUGGGGCAUUUAUUUGCAUCAAGUGCUCUGGAGUACACCGGAGCCUUGGAGUGCACAUAUCCAAGGUUCUUUCAGUGAAGUUAGAUGAUUGGACUGAUGAACAAGUUGAGGCUUUGAUGAGUGCUGGUGGAAAUACUGCUGUAAACAAGAAGUAUGAAGUUUACAUCCCAAAAGGCAACAGAAAACCUAAGCCAGAUUCCUCCAUAGAGGAUCGUCUAGAUUUUAUAAGGAAAAAAUAUCAGCUGCUGCAAUUUGCAAGCUUUGAUGACCAGUUUUUCUGUGCUUUUCCACCCCCGGAGAAGAGAACUUCUAAGGACAAUGGAAACCAAGAAAAGCGAAAUUAUGAUAAACAACCAACAAAAAGUCGAAUUGGAAAUGCAUUCCGGAAUAGCUGGGGAAGAAAAGAUUCUGAACGUAGGAGCUGCAAGAAGGGAAAUUCAUUGGUGUUAAGCAAUUCAAUGGCAGGUAUGGUUGAAUUCGUUGGUUUAGUUAAGGUGAACGUGGUUAGAGGAACCAAUUUAGCUGUGAGGGACGUCAUCACGAGCGAUCCGUAUGUAAUUCUCUCGUUGGGGAAUCAAUCAGUGAAGACUCGUGUUAUAAAGAGCAGUUUGAACCCAGUCUGGAAUGAAAGCCUAAUGUUGUCUAUUCCAGAUUUCGUUCCUCCAUUAAGGGUGCUUGUAUAUGACAAAGAUACGUUUUCAACCGAUGAUUUCAUGGGUGAAGCAGAAAUUGAUAUCCAUCCGCUGCUCUCCGCAGCCCAAGCUUGUGAGAAGUCCACAGCCUGUGAACCCAUGCAGCUAGCAAAUUGGGUUGCAGGCAAGGAGAACACUCUUGCAAAGGAUGGCAUCAUCAGUCUUGUGGAUGGGAAGCCACGACAAGACGUCUCCUUGAAGCUGCAGAACGUCGAGAGGGGCGUGCUGGAUAUGGAGCUUGAAUGUGUUCCCCUUUCUCAGUAGCUGUUCAUUCUUCCAUCAUCCUAAACUCUUCUUCCAUCAUCCUAAACUCCUAUCGAAUCUGACAUUGACCAAUCUGAACAUAACUCAACUCGUGAAGACAUAUAUUCUCAAUCAAAUCGUCAGAACUUUGAUUCUUCCAUCUCGCUCAUUUUGAACACGAAAAAGUAUUAGGAAACCAUAGAUAGAGCUCGUUUUGGAGAUCACGGCAAAUCAAUGUACAAACGAACGCCCUGUGUUGAAGAACUAUUGUCUCUGCUACAAAAUCCUUAGAGCAUGUAUUCAUUAACAUUAACCCCUCGUAAUGUUUCUGUAAAGUGUAUACUAUGUGGUGUUGAGGAACAUUCUACAGUUUGUUAAUAUGAUGGAAAGGAGCAAGAACUUGGCCUUUUCUUGUA
Molecule: messenger RNA, 2104 nt
Organism: Cucurbita moschata (crookneck pumpkin)
Lineage: Eukaryota; Viridiplantae; Streptophyta; Magnoliopsida; Cucurbitales; Cucurbitaceae
Product: probable ADP-ribosylation factor GTPase-activating protein AGD11
Exons: 8
Coding region: 615-1709 (364 amino acids)
Molecular function (GO): GTPase activator activity; phospholipid binding
Source: RefSeq, a predicted model, not a curated record